AUGACUUACGAAGAUGACGACGGGAAUCCAACUUGCUACGGUCACACUAGUAAAAUUCCCUUUUGCCAUACUCCAGAGGCUGCUGACCCACCCUAUCAGGAUGACCUUCGCUCCUUUCACACGAAACAUUUCCCUACGGCGCCGCUACCUACACAAUUCUUCUAUGGAGCUGAAACUCCCGAAGCUAUUGAUCAGUCCUACGGGGAUGGCUUGGGAUAUUAUAAGGAUGGCGUAAAACGCACCCUUACAGACGAUGAUAUCGCUUUCCUGAGACGCAGCGAAGUCAUGCAGAUCCUUCGAGAACGCAGACGUAGGCGAGACGUCAGUCGCUCGCCGGAACCUGACUUCCCUGUUCAGCAACAAGUACAGCGGCCAGAUCAGCCAACGGAGGACUCCCCAUUGAAGUUGACGCCGACGUCAACGAACAAUCUCCCGCUCAAUGCAUCUACUCCACUAGGCAGAAGCAAAGAUGGCGUACAGCAAGGUCGGAUUGGGAAGAAAAACAAUUGGGUUAAGACGAGUGAGAAGACAAGGCAGCGUAAUAGGAAGAGUAGAAGGGCUAAUAAAAAGAAUAAAAAGGAAAGGAAAAAAAGCCGGCCUGAGGUGCCUAGACGCCGAGAUGAGGAAGAAGAAGAGAAGGAGGAGGAGGAGGAGGAGGAGGGGGAGGGGGAGGAGAGCGAUGAAUGGGAUCCGAGACGUCAGGCCACAGGCCCAGAUGCCAUAAAGGAUACUACCAUUGAUCUGGACUAUUGAGUCUUCGCUGAAUAGUACACGAUUGGUGAUGCACUCAUGUCUGAGGCAACGAACAGCAACUUUGCGAAACCAGGAACAUCGUGAUGGUCGCCGGGGAACUUCAGAAGCAUAUAUUUGAAGCUACAAGGCCAAGUGCUUUGGUAUGCGAAACGCAGGCCACGUUGAAGACACAAGGGCUGAUACCGAGGAGAUCGGUAAUACUUCGUUUCUUACAACCUUGUCCUAGAAAGUGACGGG
Molecule: messenger RNA, 990 nt
Organism: Lindgomyces ingoldianus
Lineage: Eukaryota; Fungi; Ascomycota; Dothideomycetes; Pleosporales; Lindgomycetaceae
Exons: 2
Coding region: 1-753 (250 amino acids)
Source: RefSeq, a predicted model, not a curated record